AUGUCCUUUUCCCUCGCAUCAACAUCAAGACACCUCCUGAGCAAAACCAGGUCCUGCUCCUCCGCCACUGCAUGCUGUAGCAGCUUCGCCCACGCCAUGAUCGUCCCGCGGUCAUUCCACUCCGGCGCUGUCACACCGAUAUCCGCAUCAUCAAGUAACGGGCAGGGCUUGAGACAGAAGAUCCUAAUGAUGGAUGAGAUCAUUUUGGCCAAGAAGGACUAUGCGGAUCUGGCUUCGCGCUACGAAAUGAUCGUCAGUCGAGCUGGCAGUUUCCAAACUUGGUCCGGUCCAACCCCCCACUUGAAUGAUGCUCGAGAAUGCUGACCAGCGCCUGAUUUUUGAUUUUUCCCGCCAACCCGUUAGCCCCUUUCCUCCAAAACGCGCGAGGAGUUUAUUCAAGAUUGCGCUUCGGAGAACAAGUACGCCGGCGUGGAAGGGAUGUAUCGUCAUUUCAAAGGCGCUUCGACCAAAGUUACGGGCAGGUUCGAUCAUGAAUUGGUGCAGGCGUUACCGAAGAAGCUGGUUAGAGUUCUUUCCAUCUAGGAAAGAGAAUACGUUUAUGAUACUGAUACUUUGGUGUAUGACAGAAAUUCGUCACCCACAACGGAGCUGGUUACGAUCAAAGUCAGUACUCGGUGUGGCGAUCUCACUCUGAGCUUUCCCCCACUCAGGCUGACCGAUCCCUUCUUCCCCCUAGUCGACAUCCCCUCCUGCACCUCGCGCCAUAUCCAAGUCUCGAACGUUCCCGUAGCAGUCGACGACGCCACGGCCGAUACGGCGCUUUUCCUCCUCCUCGGUUCCUUACGUCAAUUCGGUCUUGCGCAAACGUCCCUCCGAUCGGGCACCUUCAACGCCGAUUUGAAACUGUCCCAUGAUCCUCGUCGUAAGGUCUUGGGUAUCAUAGGGAUGGGAGGGAUCGGAAGGGCUUUCGCGAAGAGGUGUAAGAGUUUGGGAAUGGAACUGAGGUACCAUAAUCGGAAUCGAUUGGACGAGGAAGUGGAAGCGGGGGCGAUCUACGUCGCGAAGAUGGAAGAAUUGUUGAAGACGUCGGACGUCGUUUCACUUAACGUUCCUCUGAACCCGAAGACGCAUCACCUUAUCGGGCCGAACGAGUUCAAGAUGAUGAAGUCGUCUUCGAUCCUUAUCAAUACUUCCCGAGGACCCGUAGUGGAUGAAAGCGCGCUCGUUGAAGCUUUGGCAAAAGGCGAGAUCGGGGGUUGUGGUUUGGACGUGUACGAAUUCGAACCCAAGAUCCAUGAGGGGCUUCUCAAGUCCGAGAAGGCCUUUCUCUUACCUCAUGUAGGUACUUUGACGUACGAGACGCAGGAGGAGAUGGAAGCGGUGUGUUUGAGGAAUCUCAAUCAAGGACUCGAGACGGGCAAAUUGGCGUUCACGGUCCCGGAACAAAAGGGGCAAUUUUAG
Molecule: messenger RNA, 1422 nt
Organism: Microbotryum saponariae
Lineage: Eukaryota; Fungi; Basidiomycota; Microbotryomycetes; Microbotryales; Microbotryaceae
Source: the annotation of a GenBank genome assembly